AUGAAUAAUUUUAAAAUUACAGGAGUUCCUUCUAAAAAUGCUACUAUCUUGCUUUAGCUUAGUGGAAUGAAGACUCUAAAUAGCACUAAUCAAUUUAUUAAUGUAGAUAAUAUAGGUAUAUUUCUUUAUUUUAGAAGUUGUUAAGCUGGUGAGUACUAUAACUCAGUAUGCUAAGGCUGUUAAAUGUAAGAGUGCAUUUAAUGUUUAAAUGGAACCUAUUCCCUCAUUUAUCCCUAAAUAGGAGAUUAAAUUUAGUGCAAAAAUUGUGACAAUUAAUAAACUAGUUAUUGUGAGUUAAACCAAAUUGUGUUAAGGGAGAAUUACUGGAGAAAAAGUAAUUAUUCUGAUGAUAUAUACUAAUGUGAUCAGCUUUCAAACCCUUGGAAUGGAGACUCAUCAAAAGGGUACUGUUAAGAGGGAUACACAGGGGCUUUAUGCUCAUCUUGUGAUAAUUAUGGAAAAAUAUGGGGAAAAUAAUAUGGAAAAGAUAGUCAAUUAGGUACGAAAAGCAUUUAAUGCUCAUUAUGCUCUUCCAUUUAAACAAAUUCAUUUAAAUAAAUAUUAGUAUUGUUUGGGAUAGUAUUCUAUCUAGUUUUUUUAAUUAUAGAUUCUUAGGAUAGCAAUAUUGAAAUGUGUCAAAUUCGUAUAAUAUCCUCGCUUAAAAUUCUCUAGAUGGGAGUAUCAUAAUUUAUACUUUAAUCUACAUUAAUCUCCAAGAUCUUUAUAAAUUAAUUUUAUGUUGUCUCUGCUUUAAAGUCUAGUAUUGGUUUUACAUUUCCUGGAUUAUUCUAGAACUUAUUUGCCUUUCCUCAAGCAUUUUCAUAGCCGAUAUUGGUAUUUUUAUAUUCAAUUGAUUGCAGCUUGAGUAGGUUAAAUUUCAACAUACCAAUACAAUACUUAAGAUUUUUGUACAUCUCAAUUGUGCUUCCAUGUGUGUUUUUGUAACUAAUAUAUAUUUCUGUUAACCUAAUUAUUAUUGGAAUAUAAUAUUUUAUGCCAAAUUAAUAUUAUAAUUUGUAAAUCAAAUAUAAUAAUUUAAACAUGGCAAUUAGUACAAUAAUUGUAUUCAGUUAUAUUGCUUCAUAGAAUAUUUACUAGGCUGCAUUAGAAAUUAUUAUUUGUCAAAAGUUUGGAGAUACUUACUACAUGAAAAGUUAGAUGAAUUAAGAAUGUUAUAAUACUGAGCAUAAAUUCUACAUAGCAUUUUUAAUACUUCCUAUUUUAGUAGUAGUCACAAUUAUCUAUCCUUUAAUUAUGCUAUAUGUAUUAUAUAGAAACCAUUCUAAAAUGUUCGACAAUGUAUCAACAAAUGUUAUAAGAAGAUAUGGUUAUUUUUUUCAAGACUUUAACAGAAACAGAUGGUGGUGGGAGUUUAUUAAAACUUGGUAUAAAAUAAUAAUUUUAUUUUUGUCAACCUACUACAAUAAUAAACCUCAAAUUUAACUAACUUCAGUUAUAUUUGUAUAGUUAAUCUACAGUGCUUCUUUAGUGCUCUUUAAACCAUAUUAAGAUGAUAAAAUAAACAAAUUAGAAUCAUAAUCAGCCAAUUAUGUUCUCUUAAUUUUUUGGAUUGCUUUGUUUGAGUAAUUGAAUGAUGAUAAAAUGUACCUUAAUUUUAUUUUUUCGUUCAUUUUGAUUGCAUUAUUUAUAAUGAUGUUUGGUUAAUUAACAUUAAGCCUUCUUGGUGUAAUUUUUAGAAGAUAUUAAUACUUCUUUUUAAGAAAUAAGUGCUUACUUAAUAUAUUUUAAAUUAUAUCAAGCACAUUAUUAAAUAACUAACUAUGGGUUCGAAAGUACUUGUUUAAAAAUAAUUUUUUACUUUACAAUUUGCUUUUUAAUUAAAAAUACAACCCUUUCAAAGUUUUUCAUAAGUAAAUUUAUUAUUUAAACUUUAAAAUAUAUUUACAAUAAUUAUAGUUGGUCAAAAUUAAGGCGAUCUAUUUUAAAAGGAGGUUUAGCCAAAAUCUAAAUUAAAAAUUUUAAGAAAUUUAUAGAUUUAAGUUCAAGCAAAGCAUUAGAUUCAAAAAAAGAUUUACUUAUCAGUUUUAAUAUUAAAUCAUUAAAUAAUUAAUUCUCAUUUGGUAACAUAGAUGA
Tetrahymena thermophila SB210 is the source of this 2094-nucleotide messenger RNA. RefSeq names its product transmembrane protein, putative. The transcript is spliced from 3 exons. NCBI's taxonomy places the organism in Eukaryota, Ciliophora, Oligohymenophorea, Hymenostomatida, Tetrahymenidae. The record is from RefSeq and is a predicted model, not a curated record.